AGCUACGACGGAAGAUCGCUGAUCGUCGAUGGGCAGCAAAAGAUGCUCUUCUCUGGUUCUAUUCACUAUCCUCGUAGCACUCCUGAGAUGUGGCCGUCACUCAUAUCUAAGGCCAAGGAGGGAGGACUAGACGUAAUACAGACCUACGUAUUUUGGAGCCAACACGAGCCUCAACCCGGGCAGUAUAAUUUUGAAGGAAGAUAUGAUCUGGUGAGGUUCAUCAAGGAAAUCCAAGCACAAGGACUCUAUGCAACCCUUAGAAUCGGACCCUACAUUGAAGCAGAAUGGAGCUAUGGAGGUUUACCAUUCUGGUUGCAUGAUGUCCCAGGCAUCAUUUAUCGAUCUGAUAAUGAACCCUUCAAGUGUUACAUGCAAAACUUCACAACCAAGAUCGUAAACUUGAUGAAAGAAGAGAAGUUAUAUGCUUCACAAGGAGGUCCAAUCAUACUCUCACAGAUUGAGAAUGAAUACAAGAAUGUGGAAGGAUCUUUCCAUGAGAAAGGACCAGCUUAUGUCCGCUGGGCUGCACAAAUGGCAGUGGGGCUCCAAACUGGGGUCCCAUGGGUGAUGUGCAAGCAAGAUGAUGCUCCUGAUCCAGUGAUCAAUGCAUGCAAUGGGAUGAUGUGUGGACAGACAUUUGCAGGGCCCAAUUCACCUAAUAAGCCAUCAAUAUGGACAGAAAAUUGGACUUCUUUCUUUCAAGUAUUUGGUGGUAAACCUUACAUAAGGUCUGCUGAAGAUAUUGCCUUUCAUGUUGCACUUUUUAUUGCUGCAAAGAAGGGAAGUUAUAUAAACUAUUACAUGUAUCAUGGAGGAACAAAUUUUGGGAGAACAGGCUCUGCUUAUGUAACAACAAGUUAUUAUGAUCAAGCUCCUCUUGAUGAGUAUGGUUUGGUUAGGCAACCAAAAUGGGGCCAUCUCAAGGAAUUGCAUUCUGCAAUAAAGUUAUGCACUGAACCACUGCUUUGGGGAACACACACUAACUUUUCAUUAGGAAAUCUACAAGAGGCUCAUAUUUUCCAAGGAGAAUCAGGAGAAUGUUCUGCGUUUCUGGUAAACAAUGAUGCAGUAAUUGCUAAAGUGAACUUCCAGAAUUUAUCAUAUGAGCUACCUCAACAAUCAAUUAGUACUUUACCAGAUUGCAAGAAUGUAGUGUUCAACACAAGAAAGGUAAGCACACAGUAUAGUGCAAGAUCAACUGAGUUAAGCCAAAAGUUUGACUCAUCUGAUCAGUGGAAGGAAUUUAGGGAGGUUAUUCCCAAAUUUGAGGAAACAUCAAUAACUGCAGAUAUGCUAUUAGAUCACAUGGAUGCAACCAAAGAUGUAUCUGACUAUCUUUGGUACACUUUCAGCUUUCAGAAUAACUCCUCUGAUGAUCAGUCUUUGCUUCAAGUUGACUCCCUUGGACAUGUUGUUCAUGCUUUUCUCAACAAGACAUACAUUGGGUCUGCACAUGGAAGUUAUAAAAAUCCAGGAUCUAGCCUUAAUAUUUCAAUCUCAUUAAGUAAUGGGAUGACUGAUGUUUCACUAUUAAGUGUCAUGGUUGGAUUACCGAAUUCAGGAGCAUAUCUUGAGCAUAGAGUUGCUGGAUUACGUGGAGUGAAAAUUCAAGGCAUUGGAAAUGGAUCUCAAGAUUUCUCUAAGUACCAAUGGGGAUAUCAGGUGGGGCUAGUGGGGGAAAAGUUUCGAGCAUACAAUGAAGAAAGCUCCAGUGAAGUUCAAUGGAACAAUCUUGGAACCUACAAACCACCCCUUACAUGGUAUAAGACUACAUUUGAUGCACCAGCUGGAGAUGAUCCAGUUGUUCUAAACUUGAGCACUAUGAGCAAAGGUGAAGUUUGGGUUAAUGGCCAAAGCAUCGGUCGUUAUUGGGUCUCAUUUCACACUGACGGAGGAGUUCCUUCUCAGGCAUUGUACCAUGUGCCUCGGUCAUUUAUCAAACCUUCAGGGAACCUCCUGGUCCUGUUAGAAGAAUUUGGUGGGGACCCUCUUCAUAUCACCUUGGACACUGUUACAAUCUCUAAAGUAUGUGGACAUGUGUCAGAAUCUCAUUUGCCCCCAGUGGCUUCAUGGGGUGGUGGACAACACAAAACACACCAUAAAAGGAGAAGUGUUCAAAUUGAAUGUCCUCAUGGAAGGAUCAUCUCAAAGAUUUUAUUUGCAAGCUUUGGAAACCCGUCUGGUGACUGUAAAAGUUAUGCCAUUGGAAGUUGUCACUCCUCUAAUUCCAAAGCAGUUGUUGAGAAGGCUUGUUUAGGGAGAAGGCACUGCUCUAUUCCUCAGUCAAUCAAGGCAUUUGGUGGGGAUCCAUGUUCAGGCACUCCAAAAGCUCUAUUGGUGGAUGCAAAAUGUAUAUAA
Messenger RNA from Nelumbo nucifera (sacred lotus), 2358 nucleotides. Its product is annotated as beta-galactosidase 6-like. NCBI's taxonomy places the organism in Eukaryota, Viridiplantae, Streptophyta, Magnoliopsida, Proteales, Nelumbonaceae. Gene Ontology annotation, biological process: carbohydrate metabolic process. The record is from RefSeq and is a predicted model, not a curated record. Gene Ontology annotation, molecular function: hydrolase activity, hydrolyzing O-glycosyl compounds; carbohydrate binding.